AUGGCUGCCCCCUACGAGCACUCCAAUGGCGAUGGCCUCCAACGCAAGAUCAGCUUAACCGGCAAGGGCGCCGACAAGUCUUCGCUGCCUGAGGAUGCUGUCGGAUCGGCCGACGCCGUGCUCGAGGCCAUGGGCUAUGCGCCCGAGCUGUCCAGGAACCGGUCGACGAUGCAGGUCGCAUUCAUGUCCUUCGUGCUGGCCGCGAUUCCCUACGGUUUGGCCACCACCAUGUACUAUCCGCUGGUCGGCGGUGGCCCGGCCAACAUCGUCUGGGGCUGGGUCGGCGUGUCCUUCAUCAUUCUCUGCGUCGCCGCGUCCCUGGGCGAGAUUACGAGUGUCUACCCCACUGCUGGAGGCGUCUACUAUCAGACAUUCAUGCUUGCACCCCCCAGCUACCGCCGCCUGGCCAGUUGGACUUGCGGCUGGCUAUACGUCGUCGGCAACAUCACCAUCACCCUCGCCGUGAACUUCGGCACCACGCUCUUCUUCAUCUCGUGCAUCAACAUCUUUGAGACGGAGCCCGGCGUCGGUAUCUGGGAGGCCACCACCUGGCAGACCUUCCUGACCUUCCUUGCCAUCACCUUCGUGGCCAACGCCACCUCCUCGCUGGGCAACCGCUACCUGCCGUACAUCGACACUGCUGCCAUCUACUGGACGUUUGCCGGCGUGCUGGCCAUCAUCAUCACCGUGCUGGCGCGCGCCAAGGGUGGCCGCCGCAGCGCUGAGUGGGUCUUCGGUGACUUCGAGCCUCAGUCGGGCUGGCCGGCAGGAUGGUCGUUCUGCGUCGGUCUGCUGCAGGCAGCGUACGCGACCUCGUCCACUGGCAUGAUCAUCUCGAUGUGUGAGGAAGUGCAACACCCUGCUACCCAGGUUCCCAAGGCCAUGGUCGGCACCAUUGUGCUCAACACUUUCGCCGGCCUGCUCUUCCUGCUGCCGCUGCUCUUCGUGAUGCCCGACCUGACCGAGCUGAUCAACCUUGCGUCGGGCCAGCCCGUGCCUGCCAUCAUCAAGGCGGCCGUGGGCAACGACGUGGGCGCCUUCAUCCUGACGAUCCCGCUGUUCAUACUGGCCCUGAUUUGCGGUAUCGGCUGCACCACUGCUACCUCGCGCUGCACCUGGGCGUUCGCCCGUGAUGGUGCCAUCCCCGGUGCUAAGUGGUGGAAGACGGUCAACCACAAGAUGGACGUGCCCUUCAACGCCAUGAUGCUCAGCAUGGUGGUCCAGAUCAUCCUCGGCGUCAUCUACUUCGGCUCGACCGCCGCCUUCAACGCCUUCUCUGGCGUCGGUGUCAUCUGCCUGACGGCCUCAUAUGCCGUGCCUAUUGCCGUCUCCCUGGCCGGCGGCCGCACCCACAUCGCCGAGGGCAGCUUCCACCUCGGCAAGCUGGGUGUUUUCUGCAACAUCGUCUCUCUCUGCUGGUCGCUGCUCGCCAUCCCGCUGUUCUGCAUGCCCACCACGAUCCCCGUUGCUGCCGAAACGAUGAACUAUGCGUCGGUUGUGUUCUUCGCCUUCGUCAUGCUGUCUCUGGGCUGGUACGUCGUCUGGGGCCACCGCAACUACCAGGGCCCCCCCACCGUCGACUGA
Lasiodiplodia theobromae is the source of this 1584-nucleotide messenger RNA. Its product is annotated as Choline transporter. Gene Ontology annotation, cellular component: membrane. The transcript is spliced from 5 exons. Lineage: Eukaryota; Fungi; Ascomycota; Dothideomycetes; Botryosphaeriales; Botryosphaeriaceae. Gene Ontology annotation, molecular function: transmembrane transporter activity. Gene Ontology annotation, biological process: amino acid transport; transmembrane transport. The record is from RefSeq and is a predicted model, not a curated record. Bases 1 to 1584 code for a protein of 527 amino acids.